UAAGGGCUAGUUCGAGACAGUUUUAUCUUUUACUAAAGCAAUACUCGUUAAUAUGGAUAUUCAUUCAUUGCGUGCUUUAACAUUUUGUUUAAUUGUUCUAAGACAAUCGAGAGUAUCUGGGCAAGGAGAUUCCUGGUGGCAGAGCUGGAGCUGGGGCGACCAGGGUCCGCCAUAUACGGCGAAAGCGGCGUCUGGGCCGCAGGUGCAGGUCGGGACCUCUUCCGGUGGUUCACAACAGACGACAGUCUCCCCAGAUUGGACAUGGUGGUCUAGCUGGAACUCAAAUACGGGCGGCCAACCAUCCAGGAGAGUUAACACCGCCCAAACUGUUUCCCGGCAGCAGGGCCCGGCUAACACUUGGUCCACCAGUUGGAAGUGGUCAAGUGACGGAAGUGGUGCGCAAGGUCCCGCUAUUUCGACCAGGGGCGCGCCAUCAAUUACCGGUAUGACUGCGUCUGCUGUAGAAGUGCCGGUUUCCUUCCGGGUUUCGGAGACACCGGCCGAUAAGAAUGUUAAUGGGUUGAUAACAAACGGAAGUGGGGAUGGAAGCGGGCUCGUGACGCCUUCCACGGUGGGUUCCCGUGAGCCACUGACCAGUGGCGGGGCAGAUGGAGACCCGGGGACCGGCACCACAGGUGUGUCAGCAUGGCAAAAGCGCUUGCUUGAGACGAGGAACCGGAACAUGGCGCGUCUAAAGCGGUUACGUGCAAACGCACCGUCAAUCACGACUACUGCCCCAUCUGUCAAAGCCGGAUCAUCGUGGCGUGAACGGAUGAGGCAGCUACAGCGUUUACGUGCCAGCCAGCGCGAACUUACCAGCACCGCUGCACCUAUAACCACGGAGUCAAUAGCUCUUAUCAGACAGCGUCUUCUAGAGGAAAGAAGGAGGCAACAAAUGAUUCACGAACAGAGACUACAAGAGCAGAAACUCCUUGAACAGAAAAUGGAGGAACAGAGACUGAAGGAACAGAGGCUGGAGGAACAGAAACUACAAGAGCAGAUACUCAAGGAGCAGAAACUGGAGGAACAGAGACUGAAGGAACAGAGACUGGAGGAACAGAGGCUGGAGGAACAAAGACUACAAGAAAAGAGACUCCUGGAACAGAAACUGGAGGAACAGAGACUGAAAGAGAAGAGACUGCAGGAACAGAUACUGGAAGAACAGAGACUACAAGAGCAGAAACUUCUGGAACAGACGCUGAAAGAGGAGAAACUUUUGAAACAAAGACUGGAGGAAGAGAGAGUGAAUGAGAUGAGACUGCAGGAACAGAGAUUGCAGGAAGAGAGACUAAAGAAAAAGGCACUGCAGGAACAGAGACUGAAGGAACAAAAACUGUUAGAACAGCGACUAGAGCAGCAGAGACUGAAUGAACAGAGAUUACUUAAACAAAAAAUGGAUGAACAGAGGCUGCAAGAACUAAGACUACAAGAACAGAGACUGCAUGAACUGCGACAACAGGAAAAGAAUAUGCUGGAAAAAAGACUACAGGAACUGAAAAUGCAAGAACAAGCGGCGUCUCUGGGGCAACGACAAACAGGCGGAGAUAUUACGAGUCUGGGCCAAGUUCAUCCUGGUGUAAACCUUGGGAGUUCCAUAUUUGGUCCAGGAGAUGGUAUCCAGAUUCGACCAUCAGAUACUCUACCUUCACCAGUUGACAUGGGAAGAGAGAGUUCCAUUGGCGCGACUUCCGGUGAGCCACUGGGAGCUUUCAAUCCUGGCGAGGCGCUUCAACCUUUACAACCAUCACCUGGGGAGCCUCUUGGUGUUCCGAUCACAAGCUUUAAGGAAGUCGAUUUAAACUCAUUCUUUAAUUCUGGCAGUACAUUGGGGCCAAUAGAUAGCUCUUCUUCAAGCGUUGGUAAAGCUCAGACUGGUGAGAAAGGGCAGAAUGUCAAUCAACCAAGUGCAGGCAUACAGACACUUAAUGGCGGUGUUAUGCCAAAAGUCGAGACUUCGAAGUCAUCCUCUAACUUUAAGUCUAGCGUUCAGACCAAGACUACACAAAAUCAGCUGUUUGGUAUGAUAUCUGGUCUCUCGAGAAAACUCAAAAGGCCUUGAUUGCUUUGAUGUAUUUUUGUUUUUAUCACGUUUUGCUAUAACGAAUUUAUUUAUUAAAUGAUUAAUUCAUUAAAUGAAUUUUUUGGAGUAACCGAUAAACCAGCAUGUAUUACACACAGAUGUGUGUGUUGUUAUAUUUGUGGCAACAAAAGUUCCUAAAAUUAACAACUAUUUAUGUUGUAACAAUAUGAUACCAUUACCCAUACAGUAAUGUAGUGAAUCGUCACUGUGUCAACGUAACUUGACAAAAGCAAAUUGCAAAUUUCCUACAUGAGAAUUCGACUGUCGGUUACGCCAUUACUGCAAACCGAAUUAAAGUAAAAAGUUGUUGAUGUUGCUUCCAUAUUUUUGCGAAAACAUGAUAUCAGUACAUUAUAUAGCAAUUAUAUACUAUGUAUUAGCAAAUAUCAAACAUAAACAUGUAAACUUGAGUCUCUCGACAAAGGGUUGAAAGCGAAAAGGUUCUAUCUUCUUUUUUAUUUAAUGUCACUUAAAACAUUUUCGCAUUCACCCCUCGCUACGUUUCCGGACAGAAUAAUCGAUUACGCGUACUAUAGAAAAAAAAAGUUCUAUAGGCUGCACUAAAUUGCGAACGAAAUAAGAUGUAUAAGAAAGUGCUGACCAUAUCGAUAAAGAAGGAUAUUGAAAACUGCGGAUAUUCUUAUAAGGGUAUAACAUGUAAAGAUUAUUAUUUUGAUAAUGCUCAUUUUUUUUUUAAAAUUCGCACAGGGAUGAUCAGUUUCUUCUUAACCUUUUCGGCUUGUCUCCAAUACUUGUUUCACGACGUUACCCUUGCCUCAAACUGUUAAAAUCGUUAUGAAAUAUAUUUACAUAAAACUGAGUACAUACUGAUGUCACUAAUGACUUUACAUACGCGCAUGUGUAAGCUAAGUUUAAAUUUCAUUUGAGGAUUUUCAAGGUGGGGGGGGGGCCGUCGUAAUUUCGUUUCAUGUUAUUAUUAAGUGAGAAAAAAUUCUAUGGCAAUUAAAAGGGAUAAUUUAAAAUAAAAUGCUCCGAAUCAGGUAACAAUUUUCGCCUGGUAAGUGGACUUUUCCUAUUUAAAAAAUAAAAUAAAAAUGUAUGCGUCCAGUAUGUGGCAAAAACAUAUUCUUUCGACAUCUUAAUUUUGUAUAAUAUAUUCUAAGAUUAAAGAAAUACUGAAUAGGUUGUGGCUAAGGAGGCAAUGUUUACAAAUAAACGUGUUGAUCUUAUC
This is a messenger RNA of Mya arenaria, 3272 nucleotides long. RefSeq names its product capping protein inhibiting regulator of actin dynamics-like. The record is from RefSeq and is a predicted model, not a curated record. The transcript has 7 exons. The coding region runs from base 53 to 2059 and encodes 668 amino acids. NCBI's taxonomy places the organism in Eukaryota, Metazoa, Mollusca, Bivalvia, Myida, Myidae.